Molecule: messenger RNA, 3241 nt
Organism: Pseudonaja textilis
Lineage: Eukaryota; Metazoa; Chordata; Lepidosauria; Squamata; Elapidae
Gene: EXOC3L2
Product: exocyst complex component 3 like 2
Biological process (GO): exocyst localization; exocytosis
Cellular component (GO): exocyst
Molecular function (GO): SNARE binding
Source: RefSeq, a predicted model, not a curated record
CGACUGCCCAGAGCAGCCAGAGGGCCCGAGAGGAGGGGCAGCCUGCAGGGGAGGCACCAAGGGCCCAGGGAAGGUAGCUGCCAUGCCGGUGCUCAAGAACCCCCAUCAGCUCAAGGCGGCCGGCAGGGGCCCUAGGGAGAGUGGCGAGGGUGGCAGCCCCAGCGGGACGCUGAUCCUGGCCAGGGAAAGUCCAGGCACCAACCCUUUCGAGGAGGACCUGGAGGAGAGCGAGAAGGACUCCUUCCUCGGGGGCAUCUCCCCCCGCCGAGAGAGGUCCCUCCCAAGCGACACGGCAGACCUCGAGCGGGGCCUCUUCAGUGGCAGCCCCGAGGACCACUUCAGGCGCCGGGCCACCCUGGAGAAGCUGGUGGGGCUGAGCCCCUUCCGCCUGGGCAAGGGCCGCAAGGGCGGGGAGAAGCGGUCGCCCGGGGGAGAGCAGGCCUCCGACCGGCGGUCCUUCCUGGAGCGCAUCAUGCUGCCCCUGAUGGAGGGCGGCCUGGGCCAGCGGGUGCCCGAGAAGAAGAAGCCGCGCCGCUGCUCGGAGGACUUCAGCCUGCUGCAGCGGUUCAAUGGGCGCCGCAAGGAAGGCCUCUACAGCUCGGACUGCGGCCUGGCGGAGGAGAACGGCUGCGGGGAGGCUGCCAAGCGCGGCUCCUUCCUGAAGAUCGGGCUGGGCGGGAAGGUGCGCCGGGCGUCCCUGGUGGAGAAGCUCAACCAGACGGAGGGCUCCGAGGCGGCCCCGGCGGCCGAGAAGAGGGACCCCAAGCCCAAGGAGCCGCUCUCGGUCCUGGAGAUCUUCCACCUCAUCCAUCAGCGGGACCUCGGCCUGGCCGACCGGCACAUCGUGGAGCUGGAGGCCGAGUGCGCCCAGGGGGGCGGCGGGAAGGACGGCAGCCGGAAGGCCAAGGACGUGGCGCUGCUCUACCAGGCGCUGCAGAAGGAGCUCUGGGCGGUGCUGGCCGAGGCGCUGGCCGCCAAGAGCGCCUACCCGCCUCUGGAGCAGCUGGUGCAGGUCAUCGAGCAGGAGGAAGAGGCCGACCGCAGGUGGCGCCAGGUCCAGGCAGAUGCCGUGGGGGCCCCAGGGGCCCGGCCCCGGAAGAUGAGGCAGCAGUGGGCCGAGGCGGUGGACCGGCUGGUGGGCCAGAGGCUGGGCCAGUGCAUGGAGGGCCGGGCGGGCACCCUGGCCACCCAGAUGGACCGGCUGGCCAAGUGCACGGUGGAGGACCUGAGCAGCGUCAGGGGCCACCUGCUGCAGGCCUACCCCAAGGAGUACCAGGCCUUUGGUGUCUACCUGGGCAGCUACCACCGGGGCCUGGCCCGCUGCCUGGCCGAAGGGCUCCGGAAGCAGCUGAGCCUCUCCGAGCUCUACUUUGUCUUGGACUGGAACAGCAACAUCUACCAAAGGGAGGUCCUCCGCCGGCUGGAAAUGUCCCCCCAGGUCAAGGGACAGGAGCUCGGCCCCCUCCUGUCCCCGGAAACGCAGCGGAGCCUGGAGGAGCAGUGCAUCGAUGGCGUGAAGGUGACGAUCACCAGGGAGAUGAGCCAAGCGCUGCAGGAGGAGGAAGCGCGGUGGGCGCAGGAAGACAAGGAGAACAGCUUUCCGUUCGGCCUGUCCAGCAAGGUCAUCCUGGUGCUGAAGGGGCAUGUCGACAAAGCCCUGCAAAUCACAGAGGAUUUUGGAAGGAGGGUGGCCCACUGUUGCCUCGCCAGCCUGGUGGAGUUGUUGCAGAGUUUCCAGAAGAAAGUCGAAAAGUUCCACGAGGGCCAAGCGGUCAGCAGCCUCAGCCCCGAGAGCUACAUGGGCCGGACCAUCAUGCUGGUCAACUGCUGCCCGCCCUUCAGGGACUACCUGGAGAGCCUGGCCAGCUUUGGCCACCCGGACAGCGAGACCGCAAAGCAGCUGGCAGUUUUGUCCCUUGACCGGGUGACCCGGCUGGGCAACCGAGUGCUGGCUGACCAGCUCUUCCAAAGCCUCAAGCCCUACUUCUACAAGCUGAUGAAGCGGAAGUGGCUCAGCAACCACGAGGCCUUUUCCACCAUCAUGGCCCUCCUGGCGGAGCACGUGCAGAAGCUGAGCAGGAUGAAGUUGGGGCCCUACCAGAUGCUGGUGAGGGAGGUGCACCGGCGGGUGCUGAUCGAGUACGUCCGGCCCCUGAUGCGAGUGCGGAUCAUCUGCACUUCGGCCAAGAUGAGGGCCAAGGUGGCCAGCAGGCUCCGGGGCGAGGCCAGGCAGCUCCAGGAGUUCUUCGUUCAGCUGGAAUCCUCCUCCUCCUGGCUGGACUCCGUGGUGCCCCACCUGGCGGGAAUCCUGGAGCUGGAAGACACGCCGGCCAUCCAGAUGGAAGUGGCUUUCCUGGCCAGGGCCUUUCCUGACGUGCAAAAGAAGCACCUGGCGGCCCUCCUGGAUGUUCGAGGCCUGCAGAGCCAAGCCCAGCGGCAGCUCAUCCUGGCGGCCCUGGACAGCCUGGAGCUGGACGUCUGCCAGGACCGGGCCUUCUUCUCCGAGAUCGCCACCCGCGAGGUCUUCUGUGUCCGCGUCCAGCUGCACCGACUCUCGCACUUGGGGCUGGCCUGCAUCUCCCGGAUGCGCCGGAGGCCCCCCCGCCUGCAGCGACAGAGGGGAAGGGGGCUGAGGGAGAAGGGGGCAGGGGCUGAGCAGUGAGGACCCCUGCUUGACCCCAACCGGGCAUCCUCGGCCUUGACCCUUUGGCCCUUUCCCAAGAAGCCCUGCCUUACGGAGGAGCAGCGCGGCUGCCUGCUGGACACGAGGGCUCAGCUCUUGGGCUGCAGCCUCCUGCAAGUGGCCGACAGCCCCCUUUGACCGCCUGGAGUGGCCGUGGCGAAAGAGCACCGCUCCACGUGGGCUGGAUUUGGGGGCGAUUGCUGGGGGGGAUAGAAAGGGGGCUGGAGGACAAAUCCAACCACUCCUAGACCCCCCGAAGGGACUCCCACCCUUAUAGCCAGUGGGUGGCUCUGAACGGCUGGUGCUCCUCUCGGCCCAGUUCGAGCCCAGGGCUCUUUCUGGGUUCAAGGAGGACUUCUCCAUGAGCCUGGGAGGGCGAGGGAAGGAGGAAAAUGCAGAGAGAGACCCAGCAAAGGCAACCCUGGUCCAGUCUGGGGCUGGAGCACCGGCUGGCGGGAGGGAGCUGGGAUGCCCAGAAGAAAGGAGCGCAUGGCCGCCUCCUAAGGCGCUCUGAGGCUCUGAGCGCCUAGCACAGCCGUCUGCCGACUUGGCAGCCUU